Molecule: messenger RNA, 5101 nt
Organism: Cercospora beticola
Lineage: Eukaryota; Fungi; Ascomycota; Dothideomycetes; Mycosphaerellales; Mycosphaerellaceae
Gene: RKR1
Product: ubiquitin-protein ligase RKR1
Biological process (GO): rescue of stalled cytosolic ribosome; ribosome-associated ubiquitin-dependent protein catabolic process
Cellular component (GO): RQC complex; cytosol
Molecular function (GO): ribosomal large subunit binding; ubiquitin protein ligase activity
Source: RefSeq, a predicted model, not a curated record
CUUCACUUCUUCGCAACUCCGCGUCCUCACAGACCAAGACACUUCGUGACAGGGCGCGCAUGUCGUUAUUUGCCCUGUGUAAUUUUUCCACUCUUCCGCGCUCCUUGCGACCAUGAGCAAGCGAGGUUUCAAGUCGCAAGCCAGCAGUGGUCGGGUUGGUGGCGGCUUUGGAGGAUUUGGCAGCUCUGCUUUCGCCUCUAGCCAGUCGUCGGUCCUCUCAUACGUUCAAGAACCAACAGACUACUCGGCAGUAUCAAACUCGAGCGUGGUGGUGGCUUACAAGAAUCUGUCCAAAAAGGACAGCACGACCAAAGCAAAGGCUCUCGAAGAUCUCCAGGCAUCCCUGUCUGCCACGGAAGAUGUCGAAGACGCGAUCAUUGAAGUCUGGGUCAAGCAAUACCCAAGGCUCUCCAUCGACGCCGCACGCCGAGUACGCCAGCUCGCUCAUCAGUACACUGGCCAGCUGUCAGUGAAAUGUGGCAAGCGUAUAGCGAAGCAGCUGUCAACAAUCACUGGACCUUGGUUAGCAGGCACUUUCGACAAUGACCGAUCUGUGGCAAAAACCGCAGAAGAGGCAUUGGCUACUGUAUUUCCAACGCCAGAAAAGAUCAAUGGUCUGCGCAAAACAUUUCAAGAAUCUAUCUUGCAGUACUGUCAGGAUGCUGCGCUCAACGAAACUGUCUGGACGCUGAGCGACGAGCGCUCCAUCAGCGUAGAUGAUGCAAAAGCUACUCACGCUCGUGUGGUAUCCACCGCUCUGCUGGUGAUCUCAAGCCUGCUGCACAAUCUUCCCUCCGAGGAGCUGGACAAGCAGAAGCAUGUGUACGAAGCUUUGUUCAGCGAUAAGAAGUUUUGGGAGUUUGUCAGUCAUACGGAUUCGAAUGUACGAAGAGCUGCAAAUCAACUGGUUCAACUGAGUUUGCAGAAGGAGCCAGAUCUGAUCGAGACGAACUUGGGUGCUGUUUCUAGCGCGUACAUUUACGAGGGUCUUGCCUCCGACCAGACGGGAUCAUCACUAAGUUUUGUCGAGACUCUGGAUGCGCUGACAACCAAGUUCCCUUCCGUGUGGACAACGGCUUACUGUAAGAAGAAGCCGGCACUCGGGCGAUUGCGACAAUGCCUCAAACACGGUUCAUAUGCUGGUCCAGCUCGGUAUUGGGACAGACUGGCCGAAGUCUUGCGGAAACUACCAGAAGAAAUCGUGCCACAAACGUACGAUGAUAUUUCAGACCUGCUGCUGUCUGCGCGCGAUGGUAUCUGCAAGAGAGAGGAGCGCUUCAAUUCUUCUUCAUCGUGGCCGGUCUAUUUCACUCUCGUCGACAUUGUCACCCGCACAGCAUCGGAUGAGGAUGCCACGAAGCUACUUGAAGCUUUUGCCAUCCCUCCUGUCCAGCAGUACCUGCAGCCAGCUUCUUCGACUGACAAGUGGACAAUCUCAGGCCCGAAGCCUGCUUCCAUUGUAUCCAAAGUUGGCAUCAUCAACAAGCUUCCACCUGUCCUGGAACAGAAAUGGCUGCAACUGGCCGCAAGUCUAGUAGAGACCGCCAAAUUGUCACAGCCAGAGCAAUCGAAAGAUUUUGAGAAAAGUCAAAAGCAUGUCGCGACAACUGGGGAGCGCUGGGCAGAUCUCCAGAGAGAGCUUUUCACUAAUGAUUAUGACUUUCCCGAGUCGUUGAUUGCCCGCUUCAUCCAAGCCAACACGGACAUAUUACGCGAAUGCGUGGCUCUCCUCGACAGUAGAAAUGGCAAACCAUGGGGAGCUGCUGCGGUCGUCGAACAGCAGCUGCGUUCUUGUGCAUCUCACUUGCUUCGCGACCCGACAUAUCACAAGACCCUAGUCCGUUUCGUGGAGGAGACACUUCCGCGAAUCAUCCUAAGUCCAUCGCAACGCCAUCUUGUGCGCUGCCUAUUUGCGCUGCAGAAUGACUCCAAGUUCGCCGCACUUUUCGAGGCAGCACUGCAGAGCAUUGUAGAGCGAGAGCAGAGUGGCGCAACCCCCCAGGAGAGAAUGAACGCAUUGCAUGCGCUGUUCCCUGCAAACACUCCGUCGGCGGCGGUGACAGCAGCACAUGGGAGCGGUCCUCUACAAAUCUUCCUGCGAGAGCAGGCUGCUACCAAUAAUGCGGCCUACAGCACUAUCGCAGACCUGCUUCGGCUGGAUGUAGUUUCACAAGACACUUCGGAAAGCAUAUUGGUUGAACUCACCAAGCUACUAUCUCUUGAAGAUUCACAAGCACAAUCUGGGCUAACAGGCAUUGAGCAUUUGUCGAAGACCAAUGAAUCUGUCGUCCGGAACUUCAUGUCAACGUCCAGUGGUGAACAGUUGUUACCAGCUGUCAUUCAGCUGAAGGACUCUGCCUCGGAAUCUGUUGCUGAGACUGCUUCGAAGUUAGCCAAUCUGCUCACCUCGUCCUUCGCAGAGGCUACGACCGAAUCGAAGUAUGCAUUGAUUACGCAGAGUCUGGAAAAGACUACGUCGUCCUCUUUGCCGAUCGAGACGGUGCUGGAACUGUCGAAGAAGAUUUCAGGCGGCGAGACGAAUUUGCAAAAUCUCAAAGAAAUGCUUCCCAGCACUGAGAUCUGGAAAGAGUCUAUCCUUGCUGUCGCAUCCACACCAAAGGCCUCCCUCGCACUGCUUAGCGCACUUGGUGGAGCAGUGCAUUUGCCGUCGGCCAGACAAAUCGACACGAUACCUUCAUACGACAGCGAAGGCCUAUCGCAAGCGCUCAGAAUUGCAAUUUUCUUCGCUGGCAUACUGAAAUCCGUCUCGAUUUCCACGCUUCCGGAACAGGACGCAGCGAAUGUGCUAGCGCUAUUGAACAUUUGCGUGCUACUCGCAGAAGAUGCUACGAGUAUUGUGGGGGCGAAUUCGCUCUGGCGAGAGGAGAACUCGCACGAUCUCGAGCACGAAGUCAUGACUUUCGUUGUUGAUGCCAAUGAGGUGCUUCGUACAUACUGGACUUCCGGGAGUGACCACGCAAAGAGCAGGCAUGAGGCGGAGCUGUUUGCCACCUUCGAUACCUUGGUGUCGGCGCACAAGGGCUCGCCAUUGGCGUACUAUGCUGCACUAGCUGCAGCAAAAGCGCACGAUAAUGCUUUUGAACUUCACGGCUCCACGAGCGGGCAAUCCAAAGCUAGCGAAGAGGAGCUUAGGUCUCAACGUGCCGGCAAAGACUCGAUGUCACUGAUCUCUUACCUUGUUGGCUUCGCUCAGGCGUUGACGGGGAGCCAGUUGCUGACGAGAAUGUGCAAUGAACUGGUUGCCGAUCUCACCCAGAGUCAGCUUGAUUCCCAAGAGGAGAAAGCGCUCGAGCAGCUUGUGUUCCUGAACGUGAUCCUGCAUACACAAUCGGACAUCGUUGAUACAAUCGCGAAGCCGAGACUGAUCUUUCUCGUCAAACACAUCAUCCCAUGGCUAUCCUCUGACUCGUCACUGAGGGUCAAGGCUGAAACAUGCAAGAUGCUUGGCUCAUUGCUGCCCGCUAUGGCUGACAUGUAUGGCGAGCACUGGUCUCAAAUUGUUGGCGUGCUGGUGUCAUUCUGGCAGUCCGCGAACGCUCCGCGGGAUCGGACCAGUCUAGAAGAAGUGAUCCUAGUCUCCCAUGGCACAUUGAGAUUAUAUGCCGCCUUGAACAAGCUGAGCAGAGAAGAUGAACCCAAUGACGACCUUCUUGAAGCCCUCAAAGAGAACGAGGGAGCACUUCGCACAGGAUUGAUCUCACUGCUCAAGGCGGGCACUGAAGUACCUGAUGCACAGCACCAGCCUCUGAUGAUCACAAAUGAACUGCUGGCCCGUCAGCUCGUACAAUUGCCAGCUAAGCCGCUCGAAGACACCGAAGAGCUCUUUCCGUUGCUUUGUGCACCAUCCCAAGCACUCCAAGAAGCUGCCUUUGACCUGCUUCACAACCAUAUCCCAACGGCACAAGAGCAAAUCUCUUUGGAUGCUGCGUUGGAAGACCGCAAAGCUGUCCUGCCUGACGAGCUACUAUCACUAAUCAUGCAAGCUCCUGAUCUGGAUGCAUUGGAUGAGGAUGCCUUCGAGCUGGUAGUUCCGCUUACGCUACAGGGGUAUCUCUAUGGGUGGCGACUGGUCUUUGACCACUUUCGCGGCUCCAGUUUCCGCGUCAAAGGCGACUAUGUGGAACAGCUGAAAGAGAAUGGGUACCUCAAUGGACUUCUGGAGAUGAGCUUCGAUGUGCUACGACUAAGCAGCGGCCGACCUGUAGAUGCAUCAAACUUCGAACUCCAAAGCUACUCACCAGGACUGGAAGCAAACCCAGAGAAAGAGACGCAGUCACUCUUGACCCAUCUCUACUACCUCUCACUGCUCCACCUCCCAAGUCUAGUGAAGAACUACCUCAACAACGAAAUCAAAUCCCGCCAAGCACCCAAGACAAUCGAAGCCUGGACAGCCAAAUACAUCAGUCCCUUGAUCAUCGAGGAAAGCCUAUCAGAAGUCUCCCAAUGGAACGACAAAACCGUCAAAUCCGACCCAGACUACGAAGCCAUGACCGUAAAAGUCAACCCCCGAGCCAAAGAAGUCGUCGUCUCCUACCAAAUCGACGAACAAACAAUGGCAAUGAAAAUCGCUCUUCCAGAAGCCUACCCUCUCCAAGGCGCAAAACCAGAAGGCAUCAACCGCGUCGCUGUCUCAGAACAAAAAUGGCGAGCAUGGCUUAUCAACUGCCAAGGAACAAUAACUUUCAGCAACGGAAGCAUAAUCGACGCCCUCUCUUCCUGGCGCAAAAACGUCGCCGGCGCACUCAAAGGCCACGACGAAUGUGCAAUUUGCUACUCCAUGGUCAACGAGCACAAAGAAUUACCCAAGAAACGCUGUCCGACUUGCAAGCAUACGUUCCAUAAUGCUUGUUUGUUCAAGUGGUUCCGGAGUAGUAAUUCGAGUGCGUGUCCGUUGUGCAGACAGCCGUAUCAUUACAACUGAGGUUUCGGAUUGCUGUCUGCUUUUUCAAAAUGGGGAGGGUUGCGAUGUGCGAGCAGAGCUGGGAGAUGUCACUUCCUUAUUAGAUAUAUAUACAUGUACUGGUAACAACAGUGAUUGAACAUAUACACUUGACAUCAUGAUAUCCGAACAGUCUUCACC